Messenger RNA from Sungouiella intermedia, 525 nucleotides. The record is from the annotation of a GenBank genome assembly. Lineage: Eukaryota; Fungi; Ascomycota; Pichiomycetes; Serinales; Metschnikowiaceae.
AUGGCACAAAACUUACCAGACUCCGUGGUCAAAUUAUUAAAAUCAAAGAGGUUUGUCCACUUGGCUACGUGCUUGGACAACGUGCCUCAUGUGUCGCUCAUGAACUAUACAUACUUCAACAAAGAUGGAAAGCACCAGAUCGUCAUUUCGACGCCUACUUGCACCACCAAAUAUAAGAACAUUGUUUCCAAUCCCCAUGUGUCACUCUUAGUUCAUGACUGGGUCGCUUCCAACCCCACGUCGACGGAAGAGUCCGGAAAUAGAAGAAACUCCUUGUUUGAAUUGUUGACUAACAUUAAUAAAUCGGAGAUCAGCAGUGUUUCCGUGAUGCUCGAUGGAGAUGCCGAGGUCGUUCACAAAGAUGGCGACAGGUAUGAGUUUUUGAAGUCAUUGCACUUGAAUAAUGGCUUUAUCGAUGAGGUCCAGGCCCAGAACUAUAUAACUAAGGAUGACAAUGCGUUGGUUCUCAUCACCAUCAAGUCGUGCAAGGUGACCGAUGCCAACGACAACGUCCAGCUGUAUUGA